Molecule: messenger RNA, 1185 nt
Organism: Ochotona princeps (American pika)
Lineage: Eukaryota; Metazoa; Chordata; Mammalia; Lagomorpha; Ochotonidae
Gene: SYT15B
Product: synaptotagmin 15B
Biological process (GO): regulation of calcium ion-dependent exocytosis; cellular response to calcium ion; calcium-ion regulated exocytosis
Molecular function (GO): phosphatidylserine binding; clathrin binding; syntaxin binding
Source: RefSeq, a predicted model, not a curated record
AUGACCAUGACAACGACAAUCCAUGAACACAACCACAGCCAUGACUAUAACCACAACUAUAAUCACAACCACUACAACCACUAUCAUGACCAUGACCACGACCAUAAGGAGUAUAACUCUGAGCAGCUUGCUGGGGUCCUCAACCCUGACCUGUAUAAGCUCCCAGAGGACAACAGUGGUGGCCACCUCUUGGAUAGCUGCCAGGGGCAGCUCUGAUUCUCCCUGGAAUACCAGCAGGAAGCCGAGAGGCUGGUGGUGGGCUUGAUUAAGGCACAGCAGCUGUGGGUCCCCUUGGAAACCUCAGAGCCCUGGGCAAAGCUGCACCUGCAGCUGGAUGCCAUGCUUGUGCAAUCUAAUACCAACUGCAAAUCUGCCAACCCCCAGUUACAUGAACACUUCGUAUUCCAAGUACAGGGGUCCAGCAGGAGCAUCACCCAGAGGGUGCUCAAGUUCUCCUCGUAGCACAUGCACAGGCAGAAGCAGCAGCUCCUGGGCCAGGUGCUGCUCCCACUAAAGCAGGCCCUGGCAGGUGACUGCCUCUACGCCAUCUGGAGAGACCUGGAGGCUGAGAGCCUGUAUGGCCACCAGCUGUAUGCCGGUCCACGAUGGCUGCCUGGGCUGCUUGGACUGCCUGUGCUCCUUCUGCAUGUCAGAGGCCUAUGCUGCAGGGAGAUGGGGAUCUUGUCAUCUGGCCACGCCCUCUGCCCUCAGCGGCUGGUUUUAUCAGAACUGGGGGGCCCGAGAGGCUUGGUUUGGGCACACUGCCUUCCCAGUCAGGCCUUCCAGGAACCAUGGGGGCUGGGUCCUUGCCCAGGGGUGUGCCCUUGUCCCUCUCUGGUGAACCACAACAAAUUAGUCAAGUACAAGAAUAUUUUGGCUGUACCAGGUUCCAUGAAAAGUGUGCACAAUGAGACUUUCAGCUUUCAGGCCAGUCUCAGACUGACUGUGUUGCAGAGUGUGCAGGGGAGGAAGAGCCGCCUGCCAGGCCCUGUGGUGAUGGGCCCCUACAUGCAUACCAGCGUCAGAGAGCUAGGACACUGGGAUGCCCAAGGAGCUGCUGAUGUGCUGGCACACCCCAUGCCACACCACCGAGGCCUGACGCCGCUCCAGGACUGUGUGCCAGUCCUUGCCCAUGUGCACACUGCAGCCCCCCACCCAGAGAUGCCUCUGCCAACACGUCACUGA